UUACUAAAUAAAGCACUUUCAUUUGUUUAUUGCGUUGUGUAGGACAAGGUCGCGCGUUAGACGUGUUCAUGCUAAAAUUACUUUAGCGAUUUGCGGCAGUUCUACAGAUCUUGUCAUCAUGGAUAUGAUUUACGGAAUUAGUAAUGCAGUCGUUUCGCUGCUUCCCAAACAGAGUGUUGUUGCUGAACAAGUGAAAGAAGUAAUGUUAUCAAAUGCUCCUGGAACUAAUUUUGUUCGGUUGGCCGGCAUCUCUGGUGCUUUAGCUGUUGGGAUGGCGGCUAUCGGGGCACAUGUUAUUCAUGCAAAGAGUAAAAAUACAGAAUUAAAACAAGUCUUUGACACAGGAAACAGUAUGCAUCUGCUUCAUUCAGUGGCUUUGUUGACUGUACCUUUAACAAGACGACCUAAUCUUACUGGUUACUUGCUCACAACUGGAAUGUUGCUGUUUUCAGGCACUUGUUACUACCAUGCAUUAACUGAUGAUAAAAGACUGCGGAUAUUCACACCCUAUGGUGGAAUGUUUCUUAUUCUGGGUUGGAUUAUCAUAGCAGCCUAAUUAAAAAAAUCGACUAUUAGAGAAAAUAAUCCCUAGUAUUCCAAGAGAACUGUAAGAGUCAAUUCUGUGGAAAAAAAAAAAAAAUGAAAUGAGAUAUGCUGAAUAAAAUUAAAUUUGAUGUUUUAGGUGGUGUCUUUCAUCGAACUUUGAUAAAGAGUACUUUCGAAAGUAUUAGAUAUCUCCCGUUAUAUACAUUUAUCUACUUUUAGAGAAACUUGCUUCUCUGGCUGAACAUUAUCCUCAUAUGUUUAUAUUUUGUAACUUCUUUUCGCAUUUUUAACAUAAAAAAUGAAAACGGAAAAAUAAUUAACUGAAAUAAUUCUUAUUUAAUCAUGAACGUUAUUGAUAUUUUCUUACAGGAAAAUUUUUGUUUAAAUAAAAAUUAAAAAAAUAACUAAUAUUAUAAA
Molecule: messenger RNA, 963 nt
Organism: Octopus bimaculoides (California two-spot octopus)
Lineage: Eukaryota; Metazoa; Mollusca; Cephalopoda; Octopoda; Octopodidae
Product: transmembrane protein 256 homolog
Cellular component (GO): membrane
Source: RefSeq, a predicted model, not a curated record